This is a messenger RNA of Merops nubicus (carmine bee-eater), 1708 nucleotides long. RefSeq names its product ubiquitin specific peptidase 40 (gene USP40). The record is from RefSeq and is a predicted model, not a curated record. Gene Ontology annotation, biological process: protein deubiquitination. NCBI's taxonomy places the organism in Eukaryota, Metazoa, Chordata, Aves, Coraciiformes, Meropidae. The annotation marks the transcript as partial. The transcript has 12 exons. Gene Ontology annotation, molecular function: cysteine-type deubiquitinase activity; cysteine-type endopeptidase activity. Gene Ontology annotation, cellular component: nucleus; cytosol.
UCGGCCAAGCUCCGCAAGCUGCCGCCGUUCCUCACCGUCUCCCUCCUGAGGUUCAACUUCGACUUGGAGAAGUGUGAGAGGUACAAGGACACGAGCUGCUACACCUUCCCCACCCAGAUAAACCUCAGGCCCUUCUGUGAGCAGACUGAAAUGGAUGAUUCAGAGUACAUGUAUGAGCUCUUCUCUGUUAUUAUACAUAAAGGUGGCUGCUAUGGAGGACACUAUCAUGUUUAUAUCAGAGAUGUGGAUGAAUUAGGAAACUGGCAAUUACAAGAAGAAGAGGACAGGCUGAUAGAAGAUAAGGCUUUAAGAGAUACUGAAAAUGCCAAAGAAACAGAAAAUCCCCUGGGGGUGUUGAAAGGGAUUUUGUCAGAGGAAGAAGGUAAACAAAUUCCUGUGGAUCAACUGGGGCAGAAAUUAUUGGAGAAAAAGGGGGUGUCUUGGAAUAAGAAAUACAGGAAGCAACACGGAGCACUACGGAAGUAUUUGCAGAACCAUCCUCAGGUAUUUCAGUUCAGUCCUGAUGAGAAUAAGGUUGGUCUGAAGGAAAAACACAAGCUCCCAUUUAAGCUGGAUCCUCAAGGAGAAGAUCUCCAAAGUCCUCCUCAGAAGAAUGGUGUCCAAUGGAACUCAGAGAAAACCCCUCCCCAGGACACUUCUGCUGGUUGCCAUUGGUUUGAUCUGAAUGAUUCCAAAGUCCAGCCCAUCAAGGAGAAGGAUAUUGAGAAGCAGUUUCAGGGUAAAGAGAGUGCCUACAUGCUGUUCUACCGCAGAGCUCAGCUGAAGAGGCCACCUGAAGCACGAGGAAAUCCAAGGUACCAAAUUCCUGAACACCUUCUGAAUGAGAUGAGUGCUGCUAAUGCUGAGCUGCAAAAGAAGAGGGCGGAGUGCGACUCGGCGAGCAACGGCAUCGACCUGCGCCUGCACCUCAGCUCCUGCUACACCUUCCACAAUGGGGCUCUGCAGCCUGCCCUGGCCUGCAAGGAGGGUGUCCUGGGCUUCACUGUGGACAGGAGGAAGACUCUGGGAGACCUUCGGCAGUUGCUCUUCCAGAUGCUGGAGUCUUGGGAAGGAGACAUGAUUCUCAGCAUUGCCAAGCCUUUACCUGCAGGACUUCAUCUUUACCAGAUACUUGAUGGAGAUGAGCUGACCCUGGAAGGCAUUGGGCUGGCUGAUGGAGCAGACAUCUUCGUGUGGAACGGGAAAGAGGUCGGUGGCAGCGCGGUGCUGACGGGCGCCGAGCACGAGCCCGUGGUGCUGAACGUCCUUCGGCUGGCGGAGCACAACGAGGGGGGCAGGGGCCAGCACUUCACAGAGUGCCAGCAGGUCCUCCCGGGCAGCACCAGGCUGGGGGAGCUGCGCAGGGCCCUGGCCCCCUCGGGGGGCAUCCUCCUCAGGAACCACUCGGGUGGAGGUGCCAAGAGCUGGGAGGUGUUCCGUGAGGAGGACAUGAAGGAGACCAUCAGAAGCGUCGGUCUGCAGGAUGGGUGCUCAGUCCUCAUCCUAGACAGCCACGACCAGAGCUUUGUGAACGUGUCGAGUGGCAAUUUGACUGCUUUUACCUAUGACAUCAGCUGGCUCCAAGUGAAAAACUUGUGUGGAACAGAGGAUGAAGAGAAACUUGUGAAAAUUACUGCCACUAUUGAAACGGUGAUGUCAGACAUCAAAAUGAAAGCAAUACGGGAGCUGCAGCUCAAGGAGGAGCUGG